This is a messenger RNA of Pogoniulus pusillus (Red-fronted tinkerbird), 9210 nucleotides long. RefSeq names its product dispatched RND transporter family member 3 (gene DISP3). Gene Ontology annotation, cellular component: membrane; cytoplasm. The record is from RefSeq and is a predicted model, not a curated record. The transcript has 21 exons. Bases 286 to 4302 code for a protein of 1338 amino acids. NCBI's taxonomy places the organism in Eukaryota, Metazoa, Chordata, Aves, Piciformes, Lybiidae.
CGGAGCUCGGCUCCUCAAAGGCAGCGGCGGGGGCUGCUGGCUGCCCGCCCGCUCCUCCGCCCCCGGGGGCCGGCGGGCCGCGCUGAGCAGGCGGCCGCGGCGCACGGCGGAGCGACGUUAAAAGGCAGCGGCGGCGGUGGCGGGCAGCCGGGUGAGGGCUGCGGGGAGCAGGAGCGGUGCUCGGCGCUGCUGCGCGGGCACUCGGCACCGCGCUACCCGGCUGUGGGCCGGCAGCGCUGCGAGCCCCCGGCUGCUGCUUGCCCGGCCCGGGCGGAGGCGCUGGCCAUGGACGCCGAGGAUGACCCCUUGUUACAGGAUGCCUGGCCAGAUGAAGAGGAUGAAGAUGUAGCCUUCGGCUCCCGGAAGAGGCGAGAGAGUGCUCUGUUGUGUGGGAAAAGCCCCUGCAGAGUCAGGCCCCUUCGUGUCACGCUGCCAGUGUCUGGCUUCUGGAAUGUUGUUGGCUGGGUAUUUACCAACCCCUACUGUGCCAGCUUCAUCCUCUUUCUGGGCUGUGCCAUCCCUGCCGUGCUUGCCAUUGUCAUGUUCCUGCACUACCCAGCCCUGGACAUUGACAUCUCCUACAACGCCUUCGAGAUCCGCAACCAUGAGUCCUCGCAGCGCUUCGACGCUCUCGCCUUGGCCCUCAAGUCCCAGUUCGGGUCCUGGGGGAGGAACCGCCGGGACCUGGCUGACUUCACCUCUGAAACCCUGCAGAGGCUCAUCUUUGAGCAGCUCCAGCAGCUGCAUCUCAAUGCUUCCCACCUUGGGGUCAGCACCCGGGUCAAGCGCAGCAGCCCGGAGAGCAGGACGAGCUCCCCCGAGCCCCAGCCCCACCUGAACCCAGGGAACCGGACUGCCCGCACCGGCAGGGGUGCCCCACGCUGGGACUACUCCAGCACUUACAUCAGUGCCAACACGCAGACCCAUGCCCACUGGCGCAUCGAGCUGAUCUUUCUGGCUCGGGGGGACUCUGAGAACAACAUCUUCACCACCGAGCGCCUGGUCACCAUCCACGAGGUGGAGCGCAAGAUCAUGGACCACCCUCGCUUCAGAGAGUUCUGCUGGAAGCCCCACGAGGUCCUGAAGGACCUGCCCCUGGGCUCCUACUCCUACUGCUCCCCUCCCAGCUCCCUCAUGACCUACUUCUUUCCUACUGAAAGGGGAGGGAAGAUCUAUUAUGAUGGCAUGGGGCAAGACCUUGCUGACAUCCAAGGGUCCCUGGAGCUGGCCAUGACCCACCCUGAAUUCUACUGGUACGUGGAUGAGGGCCUGUCUGCCGAGAACAGGAAGAGCUCUCUGCUGCGCAGCGAGAUCCUCUUUGGAGCCCCACUGCCUAGCUACUACUCGGUGGAGGACCGCUGGGAGGAGCAGCGCCACAAGUUCCAGAACUUUGUCAUCACCUACGUGGCCAUGCUGGCCAAGCAGUCCACCAGCAAAGUCCAGGUGCUGUAUGGAGGGACGGAUUUGUUCGACUAUGAAGUGAGGAGGACUUUCAACAACGACAUGCUGCUGGCCUUCAUCAGCAGUAGCUGCAUCGCUGUCUUGGUCUACAUCCUUACCUCCUGCUCAGUGUUCCUGUCAUUCUUUGGCAUCGCCAGCAUUGGGCUAAGCUGCCUGGUGGCCCUGUUCCUGUACCACGUGGUGUUUGGCAUCCAGUACCUGGGAAUACUCAACGGUGUGGCUGCCUUUGUCAUUGUGGGGAUUGGGGUGGACGAUGUCUUUGUUUUCAUCAACACCUACCGCCAAGCCUCCCACCUGAAGGACCUGCGGCUGCGCAUGAUCCACACCAUCCAGACGGCAGGGAAGGCCACCUUCUUCACCUCCCUCACCACAGCUGCAGCCUAUGCUGCCAACAUCUUCUCCCAGAUCCCAGCCGUGCAUGACUUUGGACUCUUCAUGUCACUGAUUGUGUCCUGCUGCUGGGUAGCUGUGCUCUUCACCAUGCCAGCUGCUCUUGGAAUAUGGACCCUUUAUGUGUCCCCAGUAGAGAGCUCCUGUCAAACCAGCUGUAGCCAGAAGUGCACCAAAAAGAGUCCCUUGCACCUGGCUGAAGAUCUCUUCAUUGCCUCAGAGACCACCUCCAGAGCAGGCAGAGAGACUCUUCCCUAUCUGGACGAUGACAUCCCACUCCUCAGUGUGGACGAUGAGCCUGUCUCUCUGGAAAUGGGGGAUGUCCCCUUGCUAUCUGUGAUGCCAGAGAAUCUGCAGCUCCCUGGGGAGAAGAGCAACCGGGGCCAGUUGAUAACGCACCUGCAGGAGCUGCUGGAGCACUGGGUGCUGUGGGCUGCCGUGAAGAGGAGAUGGCUGAUUGUGGGGCUCUUUAUCCUCGUUUUGCUCCUGUCCAUAUUCUUUGCCAGCCGCCUCCACCCGGCCAGCCGUGCUCCAGUCCUGUUCCGGCCAGACACCAACAUCCAGGUGCUGCUGGACCUGAAAUACAACCUGAGUGCUGAAGGCAUCUCCUGCAUCACCUGCUCAGGUUUGUUUCAGGAAAAGCCUCACAGUUUGCAGAACAACAUCCGAACCUCCUUGGAAAAAAGGAAGAGGGGCUCAGGGCCACCUUGGGGAAGCAAAGGAAGCACAAAUGAUGCAGGGCAGCAAGAGCUGCAGGGGACUGUGUAUAUCUCCAAGUCCAGAAGCAAGGGCAGACCAGCCAUCUACAGGUUCUCACUCAACGCCAGCGUCCCUGCCCCCUGGCAGAUGGUGUCACCAGGAGACGGGGAGGUGCCUUCAUUCCAGGUGUAUAGAGUGCCUUUCGGUAACUUCACCAGGAAGCUGACAGCUUGUGUGUCCACAGUAGGGCUGCUUAAGCAGACGAGCCCCAGGAAGUGGAUGAUGACCACCUUGUCCUGUGACACCAAGAGGGGCUGGAAGUUCGACUUCAGCUUCUAUGUGGCCGCCAAGGAGCAGCAGCGAACACGGAAACUGUAUUUUGCCCAGUCACACAAGCCCCCUUACCAUGGCCGAGUGUGUGUGGCACCUCCUGGCUGUCUUCUCAGCUCUAGCCCAGAUGGACCCACCAAAGGCAUCCUUUAUGUUCCCAGUGAGAAAGCAGCACCCAAGGCAAAGCUGUCAGCCACUUCGGGAUUUAACCCUUGCGUGAACGCAGGCUGCGGGAAGCCGGCGGUGCGGCCGCUGGUGGACACAGGGGCCAUGGUGUUCGUGGUGUUCGGCAUCAGAGGCGUUAACCGCACCAGGCGCCUGGACAACCACGUCCUCGGAGACCUGGGCAGCGUUAUCUACGAUGACAGCUUCGACCUCUUCAAAGAGAUUGGCAACCUCUGCCGCCUCUGCAAAGCCAUCGCCAGCAACGCCGAGCUGGUGAAGCCAGGAGGGGCUCAGUGCCUGCCCUCUGGUUACAGCAUCUCCUCCUUUCUGCAGAUGUUGCACCCUGAGUGCAAGAACAUCCCAGAGCCAAACCUGCUGCCUGGACAGCUCUCUCAUGGGGCAGUGGGGGUGAAGGAUGGCAAGGUGCAGUGGAUCUCCAUGGCGUUUGAGUCGACAACCUACAAGGGGAAAUCUUCCUUCCAGACCUAUGCUGACUACCUGAAAUGGGAGACGUUCUUGCAGCAGCAACUGCAGCUCUUCCCAGAGGGCUCUGCUCUCCGGCAUGGUUUCCAGACCUGUGAGCACUGGAAGCAGAUCUUCAUGGAGAUCAUAGGGGUGCAGAGUGCCCUGUACGGUCUCGUCCUCUCACUGGUUAUCUGUGUGGCUGCAGUGGCAGUGUUUACCACUCACAUCCUGCUCCUGCUGCCAGUGCUGCUCAGCAUUUUAGGGGUGGUCUGCUUGGUGGUGACCAUCAUGUACUGGUCUGGCUGGGAAAUGGGAGCUGUGGAAGCCAUUUCCCUCUCCAUCCUCGUUGGCUCCUCUGUCGAUUACUGCGUGCACUUGGUGGAGGGCUACCUGCUGGCAGGGGAAAACCUGCCCCUGCACCAGGCAGAGGACCCCAGUGCGUGCCGCCAGUGGAGGACGAUGGAAGCAGUCCGGCACGUGGGUGUGGCCAUCGUCUCCAGCGCUGUCACCACGGUGAUCGCCACCGUCCCGCUCUUCUUCUGCAUCAUCGCCCCCUUCGCCAAGUUUGGCAAGAUCGUGGCCCUCAACACCGGCGUCUCCAUCCUGUACACCCUGACUGUGAGCACAGCCCUGCUGAGCACCAUGGGCCCUGGCACCUUCACCCGCAGCAGGACUUCCUGCCUCAAGGCCGUGGGGGGGGUGCUGCUCGCCGGCCUGCUGGCUCUCUGCAUCUGCCUCGUCCUGCUCAAGAGUGGAGUUAAGAUCCCUCUGCCCAACGGGACAGCCCUCUAGACCCUAUGCCAAGAGCCACAUGCUCUGCCCUCUGGCUCCCCUUCUUUUCUUUUUAAAGGAUAUUUUUUGUAAGAAAAAAAAAGAGGAAAAAAAAUCUCCUUUGCCAGAAGUUUUUCCACUCCAGAUGCACUUUAUUUUCUAAUGAGUUUUGCUCUGAACUUGUAUUUAUUUUGGGUAGUGAUGGAUGACGGACAGUGAGGGCUGCCCGGGGAAUACCUCAGCCCGUCAGUAGGAGGAGAGGAGCUUUCCUUCUCUCAGUUUUCUUUCUGCUUUUCUUCUUUCUUUUUUUUUUCUUCUUUUUAAUGAACAGAGCUUUCUGGAUCCACAGAGCUAAGGGGAGAAGCUGGGAAUGCCAUCUGAUCCCCUCAGAACCCUUCUCUCUCUCCCUCCCCUUGGCCAGGGUCAGCAUUGCAAUGAUGGCUCCUGAGGCGAUGUUCUACCCCCACGCCAAGCCUGUGCCUCUUUACCUAAGCCUCUGACAACAGCAGUGAGCUGUUGGACAGGCCUGGGAAAAUGUGUGGACCCCUUCGCUGUGCCCUAUGCCCAAGCUAGAGCAGCAGACAGCUCUCUGCCAGGAGCUCUCACGGAUGUCAUUGUGGGAUCUGCACUAGAGGCACUGGAUGGCACCUGAGUGGAGGGUGUCAGGACACGUGGCUGUCCCUGCUUGCUGGAGGGACAGCAGGCUCCUUGCUGGGGUCUCUUGCGUCUGUCAGCAGCCACCAGCAAUGCAGUUAGUGUCCUCAUCAGCCUGCUCUCCUCUCCCUCAUCUCAGUAGUGAGGCCAAGGUAGUAUCAGUGCCCAGUUCCACCUCUGCUCAGUAUGUGACCUCACCAGUCAAGCCUCUGCUCUUGAUGGCCUUUUGGUCACGGCAUGCAUGGAUAAACAAUGCUGCAUCCUCUGUGGCAGCUCAGAGGCCCCCUCCCCUGUGGAGGGCAGGGGAGCUUCAGCCUGUGGCUGCUGCCUGCUCAGAGCAGAUGGCUCAUAUUAAAGUAAAAUGAAAUGGCAAACUGGAUGCCAUUAACAAGUACAUUUUAAGCAUCACUGAUUCUGUCAUCUUUUUAAAGUGGCCAUAGCUCAGUGUGUGCAGUGACAUGCUGCACAUCUGGGUGCUGCGGAAGUGGAGGGGUCAGGCCCACUGGGAGAUGCAUGAAACAUUAUUUACAGGGAUGCCAAUAGAAGGGGGUGGCCAGAAACAAACAAAAGUCCAUUUGUUUGCAGAGACCAUGGCCCUGGUGGCUCAGUGUUUUCUGCCUGAACUGUCCCUCUUUUGAAGACAGAAAUUCCAAGAAGCCCAUUCCCCUUUCCAGCCAAGUUCUGGGACCUGCUGAGACAGACCAGCAGCUGCUUCUGCCUGGCUCAGUGUAUCCCUGCUCUGAUCCCUGCCAGUCUUACACCUUCACGUCAUGUGAAACAGCAGCAAAGGUUUGUCCCUAAGGGUCCCCAGAGUGGCAUCUAGAAAGAGGAGUGCCAGACCAGGACUCUUCUUAGUAGCAGGGAAAAUCCAGCAGCCCUGCUUCAGGCAGUGAGGGUUGUGAGCCCAUGACCAGACCUGGUUUGUCCUCACCAUCCUGCAGCUGAGUUACCCCUUUCUGCCAAGUGUUAAAUGUUCCUUGGCACCUACCUCUGGUCUGCACCAGUUCCUUCACACUGAACCCUGUGCCCAUGAUUAAAUGGUUCUGGAAAGGAUUUUUCACUUUCCUUUAGCUGUGAUGGCUGCUGAGCACAGUUGAGCCCCAACCCUGAUCUCUAAGCUGUGCUUCUCCCUAUGUCUGUUCUCCAGAUUUAAUAGCUAGUGGUGCCCUGAGCUCACCUAGGUGGCAGUGAGCACAGAGGGCAGUGUGCUGAUCAUUUGCAGUCCCGUGGGGCCCAUGUGGCUCUGGGGUGCUCCACAGGACAGCAAGGUAGCCCUAGUUUUGCUGCCAAGGAUGCUUUCUCUGGAAGCCUGACCUGAAUUUAGCUAAUGCCUUAAACUCCUGAAAGUUGAUCAAUAUUUCCAGGUCACCAGGCAAGAGAAUAGGGUGCUGAGAGCACUCUGAGAGCAAAUUCCUCCUUCUAGGAGCCUGAAGAAACCUUGAGAGGUUUUUGAGACAAGGCACAGAUGUGCUUUGAAUCCUGCAAAGUUUAAACUUCAUUUGAGCCCCUGUGUCUCAUGUCAGUGCCCACUCUAAAGAGGCUGUGUAAGCCCCCUGCCUCCAGGACACACCAUGCUGGGAGCAUUCAUUCAGCCACUCGCGGAAGGCAGAGAUUUCAUUUCAAAGCACUGGAAAACCUUUUAUGCCUCCUGGGUCUGAUCUGGCAGUGUCUGAUCUGCAGACAAAAAUAACAGUUCUCAGUAGCUGAAAGCCUCUGUCCUGUUUUCUGGAGCAGGCAGGGAAAGGACAAAUUCUCAUUUUCCCUCCUCUCUGGUCAGCUUUUGUGCAGAAGGGCUGCCUGGCACUAGCAGGGGCAGGGCAUCACCUUGCCCUUGUUUGUUCAAAAUGAUAGCUGGAGCCAUUCAAAAAGGAAAAUGAAAGGCUGAGAUAAGUGCGGAGCAGUAGCAGAUGACCUGCAAAGACUUAUGGAGAUUGUGCCUCUUCAGUAAGGAAAAUGAGGCAAUGAGAGGAGAAGGAACUCGCUCCAGGUUGUAGUAGGAGGGCAGAAGAGCCAGGAGGUGAUUCUAGGUGAUGCUUUUCACUGCAGGGACUCACUGGGUGUUGGUAAGCUGAAAAUUUAAUUAAGUGUGGUCAUGACCCUUGUCUUAAGAUCUGACGAGACAUUUGGGCUGUCACCAUCACUGCAGAGCUCAGUGGGCGGCGUGGCUGGUGCUUUCUCCAUGUGCUGUGGAGUCACAGAGGCUUAGGGGUGGGAGCCAGCCUGCCUCAGAGUGCUGACACCACCCUGACCUCCCCAGGCGCCUGCGGAGACAAUGCAUCAGCAGCAGAUGUGUACAUCCAUCUCCGAGCAGGCAUAUUCCUCCCUGGGGCCAGGAAAUACUCAUAAGCCUGCAGCAGGAAGGAAAGGGAUGGGUUUAUCCGAGCAAAUGCAAGGGUGGGGCUGACAGCCCUGCUGGGAAUCGCUGCGCAGAGGCAGAUGCUGGUAGCAAUAAGAGACAAGGCCUCACCUGCCUGGCACCGUGCCAGGAGCAGAUGUUUGCCCGAAAUUAAUUCCUCCCACAUCUCUGCCCAUCUUCUUUCUCUGAUGACUCCUCUGUUUCCCAGACUGUCUUGGGCUCUGACAUCUUGCUGGGCAAGGUUCAGCCUUCUCUGUGGUAGCUGCUUGUGCCCAAGAUGUUCGUAGGGUCUGGACUAAGUGACUGGAGGCUGUCCCAGGGAGCCUUGCUCAGGCGGGGGAAGCUGGGCAGGUGAGACGCUUCAUGCUGAGCUGUGGGGUUUGUUGUUUUUACACAGAGCAGAUCAGCCUCCCUUGGAAGAGACUGCUCCUGCUCUCCAGCUCAAAACGAUCUUGUUGCAGUUAAGAACUACAGCUACAGCACUCUGCCAUGGGCUAAUUCUGUUUCCUGCCCACUCCUCUGUUUGUAGUCAGUCCUGCUGCGGGUUACAUUCUGAGAAGCUGAUGUUAAUGUUUUAGGAUGGGGAUCAUUCUGGAACUCUGCAGCCUCCUGGAAAUGAAGCAGGUCCUGACCUUACCCUGCCAGCUCAGGGUGGUUGCAGAAGGGCAGUGCUGGAGCACUGUGAUGCAUGCACAGAGCUGGUGCUGGUGCUCUUUGCCUUCAGCAGAACUGCUGGGGAGCUCGAGGAUCCCCGCGGCUGAAGAUGCUCAGGGAGAGUCUCUGCUCACAACAGCCCUGUCGAAAUGAGCUUUGCAGUGAGGAGGAACAGAGCUGAUGUGAUUUGCAGAAAUCAGUGACAGAGGAAGGAGCAGACCUAGGUCUCCUCCCUUUGUUUGCAUCCUUAUGGCAUAGUGCUCCUUAAGGUGCUGCUAGGUUCACAUGGGGUCUGUACAGGCAACUGGGGCAUGAGGUGUGACCACCAACCUUGGCAAUUUCAAAGGCUGCAGAUGCUGGAAGGGAAUCAGUAGCUGAGCUGGGCUGUUCUCCAUCCCUGCUGGAUUUGAUACUAUGCCAGAGCAAAGGCAACCUAAGAAAUAGCCCCAAGAGAAGGACAUAUGGCAUGCUUACAGAGUUGCUGCAGCCACUGAUAAUGGUGAUCCAGAUGCAGUUGUCUCUCUGCAGACCCCUGGCUUUGUGCUGAGGCAAGCUAGGAUGUUGCUUUAUGUCACAGCAUCUAAUUGCUUUAGCUUCUCCUUCACUGAAAACUCUUAGAGAGCAGCAUGCCCUCCUGGAAGGUUAUAGGCAUCUUUUUCUUUAACCCUGUGACAUGUGUAAAUCUUCCCACACUGCCCACCAAGGAAUCUCUGCUGACUGAUUUGCAGCCAGGCAAGACAAAUUCACAGUCUCUUAGUUACUUCUGAAAUCACUUCUCACCCCAGCUAGUCACAAGCCAUAGUUCACAGGAUUUUCAAAGGCCUUUGCUAGCUGCUCUGCCCCGGCUUAGCACUCCCAGUCCAAGAGACAAGAGUCUUUCAAGGCCUGCCUCCAUCCUGAGUGUGUAGUUGUUUGUCUUGCUCCUCUCUGCUCUCCUCUGGGCAGUUGCUGGAGGAAUAAGAGGGCAAGGGCCAGGCCCAGAGCCUGAGCAGCAAGGUUUGCAGGGGGAGCAGACGAGAAGAAAUGGGAGGAGGAUGGUUCAGAAGCAGAGGGGAGCGGAGGUGUGAGCAUCCCAAAGACAGAGGGAGGGGACUGCCAUUCCACCACGUGGCGUGCAGACCUUUGAGUCUGGGUUCUCAGAGUGAUGUAGCACAAUUCCUGAUGUAUGUAGGCCUGUUACUUCCCUAAGGCGUCUCCUACCCUCACUAUUUGCAGUGUUCCUUGGUUUUUGGAGACUGUUGUAAAUAAAGAUUUUGACAUUGGCA